This is a messenger RNA of Funneliformis geosporum, 1206 nucleotides long. The record is from the annotation of a GenBank genome assembly. Lineage: Eukaryota; Fungi; Glomeromycota; Glomeromycetes; Glomerales; Glomeraceae.
AUGUCUUCAACCUCACUUUCUAGAUCCGAUUCGGGCUCGUCAAAAUAUUCGACACCACCACAAACACCUUCGACGACACCGCCUCCAUUCAUAAUGUGUACCGAUUUUUUACCAAAUCUUUCAAAAGAUUUAUCAAUAUUACUUUCUGAUAACGAAGAUUACAACAUGAUUAUUAACGUUGGAGAGCAACCAAAUAUCAAACAAUUUAAAGUACAUUCUAUAAUACUUCGGGUACGCUCACCAUAUUUUAGGGUAGCAUUAUCAUCGGAAUGGGCUAAAAUCGAAAAUAAUUAUAUUACCUUUAAUAAACCAAAUAUUAGUCCAAAGGUUUUUGAAGUGAUACUUAAAUAUAUCUAUACGGGGACGAUAAUAUUGGAUGAAGACAUUAACACGAAUACUUCAACCAUUUUAGAGCUAAUGAUCGCAGCUGACGAAUUAUGUUUACAAGAAAUCAUCGAUUACGCGCAAAGUUAUCUCUUGCUUUAUAAACCUGGAUGGAUACAACGUAAUUUUGCCACUACGUAUAAAAUAGCAACUGUAUACAACUCCUUUAAUAAACUGUUGGAACAUUGUAAUGAAAUAAUCGUGAAUGAUCCCGAAUUGGUACUUUCUUCGGAUGAUUUCUGUUUAUUGGAAGAAAAUGCUUUGUUAACAUUGUUAAAACGAGAUGAUCUAUUAAUAGAUGAAGUAAACCUUUGGGAUUAUCUAAUCAAUUGGGGUAUUACUUCCACCGGGUUAACAAGAAAUUGGUCUGAAUGGACAAGCAAGGCUUAUGAAAUAUUGUCUGAAAAAGUUGAAAGAUGUUUGCCUUCAAUUAGAUUUCUACACAUUUCAAGUGGUGAUUUUUAUAAAAGAAUUAAACCGUUUGCACCAAUUAUACCAGUAGAAUUAUAUGAGGAUAUCCUUCAAUAUCAUCUCGUGCCGGAACAUCAACCUUCUGAAAUUUUAAUUCAACCAAAAAGGGUGACGAUUGAUUCCGUUAUUAUUGAAAGAAAACAUGCCGCUUUAAUCGCGAAUUGGAUCGAUGGCAAGGAUUGUGAAAAAGAAAAAGAAAACUGUUCAAUGUUUUGGAAUAAUCCAAGAUCAACCAAAUUCAUGAAGCUGAAAAUACUUUAUUCUAACAAUAUAUUAUAUAAAUUAUUUGACAGUUUUUGUAUUAGUGAUUUAGGAUUUUUGUCAACAGAAAAAGAACAAGAAAUCUAUGAA